Molecule: messenger RNA, 1863 nt
Organism: Aspergillus ruber CBS 135680
Lineage: Eukaryota; Fungi; Ascomycota; Eurotiomycetes; Eurotiales; Aspergillaceae
Gene: has1
Product: ATP-dependent RNA helicase HAS1
Exons: 4
Coding region: 1-1863 (620 amino acids)
Biological process (GO): maturation of LSU-rRNA from tricistronic rRNA transcript (SSU-rRNA, 5.8S rRNA, LSU-rRNA)
Cellular component (GO): nucleolus
Molecular function (GO): RNA helicase activity; ATP binding; nucleic acid binding
Source: RefSeq, a predicted model, not a curated record
AUGGCAAAGGAAAUCGAAAAGAAGGCAAAGCCCGUUGACUCGGCAAAGUCUAUCGCCAAGAAGAGAAAGAGAAAGCACGCGCGCGCCGGCGCAGAUGCUGAAGAAGAGACUCCCAAGCAAGUCGCCAAUGGCAAUGGAGCAGUGAGCGACGAUGACAACGAGAUCGAUAUCGAGCAAAAGAAGACUUCCUCGAAGAAGAGCGCCACCAAGCAGAAGGUGUUGUCGAGAAAGCGGAAAGUAAACGACUCGCCCAGCGACGACCAAGACGACGAAGAGAAAUCGCAAAGUGAAAACGACGAUGAAGAUGGCGACGAGGAAGACAAGGAGGAUGAGGACGCUGCCGAUGACAAGGCCGGUGCAGACCUUCCCUCUGUGGAUGCUGUCCGUCUGCCACAGACGGAGGAGGCGCCGCAAAAAUUCUCAGACUUGAACCUCUCGGACAAGACAAUGAAGGCUAUCGGUGAUAUGGGUUUCCAGACUAUGACGGAGAUUCAGCAACGGACCAUUGCUCCAUUGCUCGCUGGACGGGAUGUUUUGGGUGCUGCAAAGACUGGUUCCGGAAAGACUCUGGCUUUCUUGACCCCUGCUGUUGAGAUGCUGAGUGCCUUGCGGUUCAAGCCUCGGAACGGUACCGGUGUUCUUGUCGUCUCUCCCACUCGCGAACUAGCUCUGCAGAUUUUCGGUGUCGCCCGAGAACUCAUGGCCCAUCACUCCCAAACCUACGGAAUCGUCAUCGGAGGCGCCAACCGCCGCGCCGAAGCCGAGAAGCUCACCAAGGGCGUCAACCUCCUUAUCGCAACCCCCGGCCGUCUCCUCGAUCACCUUCAAAACACUCAGGGAUUCGUCUUCAAGAAUCUCAAGACCCUCGUCAUCGACGAAGCAGACCGCAUCCUCGAAGUCGGUUUCGAAGACGAAAUGCGCCAGAUCGUCAAGAUCCUGCCCGCCGAGGAGCGUCAGACCAUGCUCUUCUCCGCUACCCAAACUACCAAGGUCGAGGAUUUAGCACGGAUAUCGCUGCGUCCGGGUCCGUUGUACAUCAACGUCGACCACCGCAAGGAACACAGUACGGUCGAGGGAUUGGAACAGGGAUAUGUGCUUUGCGAAGCGGAUAAGCGGUUCUUACUGCUGUUCUCGUUCCUCAAGCGUAACCUGAAGAAGAAGAUCAUUGUUUUCUUCUCCAGCUGCAACUGCGUUAAGUACCACGCUGAGCUCCUCAACUACAUCGACUUGCCGGUUCUGGAACUCCACGGCCAGCAGAAGCAGCAGAAGCGCACCAACACCUUCUUCGAAUUCUGCAACGCCACGCAAGGUACCCUUAUCUGUACUGACGUUGCUGCCAGAGGACUUGACAUUCCCGCCGUCGACUGGAUCAUCCAAUUCGACCCCCCAGAUGACACCCGUGACUACAUUCACCGUGUCGGUCGUACCGCUCGUGGUAAGGAAGGCAAGGGCCGCAGUCUUUUGUUCCUGCAACCCUCCGAAGUGGGCUUCCUCAAGCACCUCAAGGAGGCGCGUGUUCCUGUAGUUGAAUUCGACUUCCCCGCAUCGAAGAUUGUGAACGUUCAGUCUCAGCUUGAGAAGCUCAUUGGACAGAAUUACUAUCUUAACAAGUCCGCAAAAGACGGCUACCGCGCCUACCUCCAAGCCUACGCCUCGCACUCCCUCCGCUCCGUCUUCGACGUGAACAAGCUCGAUCUUGUCAAGGUUGCCAAGGGCUUCGGCUUCUCGACGCCCCCGCGCAUCGACAUCCAGCUUGGUUCGAGUCUAGGCCGUGAUAAGAAGCAGCAACAGGGACGGAGGAAUUAUGGGUCUCAGCCUAAUGGGAAGGGGUUGAAGUUCAAGAGGCAGAGGAGGGAUGAGUAG